Fusarium subglutinans is the source of this 882-nucleotide messenger RNA. RefSeq lists its product as uncharacterized. Lineage: Eukaryota; Fungi; Ascomycota; Sordariomycetes; Hypocreales; Nectriaceae. The record is from RefSeq and is a predicted model, not a curated record. The transcript has 2 exons. The coding region runs from base 1 to 882 and encodes 293 amino acids.
AUGUAUACUCGCGCGCUUUUGUCUCUGGCCAUUGGCCUUAUUGGGGUGGCUGCUAGCCCUUGCAAGCCCUUGACGUCAGCUUCGAUCGUUUCUUCUACGGCUUUGACAUCGAGCGUCGCUGAGCCCACGGUGUCGACCUCUGUUGAAUCCGCUGUUACUGAGACGUCAACUUCGGCCGAGUCUCUGGUGACUGAUACUCUGACUUCAACUGCUGUGGAGUCUACCGUCACCGAUUUGACAACCACUGCCUUGACCGCCACGUCCGCCGACUCAACGACACUCUUUACAACAGAAACUUCCGCUGCUACAACCGAUUUCUCUUCUAUCGAGACCUCAGCCGAUACCACCACCGCUGAUGCGACAACCACUACAACCGACGCCCCUCCCGUAAUCACCACCUUCGCCGUCGUCGCUGGCUCCGGCCCAGCAGCCAACAACAUCCUCAAAUCAGACAAUGGCUUCGGCACUCCUCUGUACUUCGGCUCAAGCGUCACUUUCCCUGCGCAGCACUACAAUAUCGACGCCGCCACCGGACAGAUCAAAGCCGGCGCCAUGUCCCUCUGCGCAUGGUUCACACACAGCGUGGCGAACUACGCCUACAUCACUGCAUGCAACAGCGACAAUGAGAAUCUCACCCUCGGCGUGGUUUAUCUGACCUGCCAGGCCCCUACUGAAGGGUCUGCCCUCCAGUGUAGCGUUCCAGUGCUGAGCUGUACUCAGUUGGGUGGUGGUGUUCAGAGUUGCGCUGCGACGACGGAUAGGCUGAGUCACUUUACCAUGCAGGGUGACACUGGACUGUUGAAUAUCGUUGCUGAUGGUUUCACGGGUAUUAAUCAGACGCCUGUUGAUCUGAUUGUCGACCAGGCUGCUCCAUCAUCUUAA